UAACAACACGAUCCUAGUCUUCUUCCAAUCUCAGACCGUCCCUUCGUCCAUGAAAACUCCUACACUGUCUUAUCGCUGCCUCGCCGGCUUCCUCCUCCUCUUCUCCUUCCUCCGCUUCCUCUCCGCCGCCCACGGGCCGUCGGAGUUCAAGGUCGGCCUCAUCCUCGAUAUGAAUUCCACCGUCGGGAAAGUUUGCCGCAUAGUCGCCGGUAUGGCACACGACGACUUCUACGCCGCCCACCCUGCGUCCUCCGCCCGCCUCCGCCUCCUCCCUCGUGACUCCCACCGCGACGUCCUCGACGCCGCCGCUGCCGCGAUGGAUUUGCUGGUCAACGAGGAGGUCCACGCCAUCCUGGGCCCGCAAACCUCCGUCGAGUCACCGUUUGUCGCCGACCUCGGCGAAUACGCUAACGUCCCCGUCGUGUCGUUUUCCGCCACCAGCCCCGCGGUGUCCCCCUCCUGCAACCCCUUCUUCGUCCGCGCCGCCGCCUCCGACGCCGCCCAGGUCGCCGCCAUCGCCGCCCUCGUCCAGGCCUUCGCCUGGACCAGCGUUGUCCCCGUCUACGAGGACUCCGACUACGGCACCGCCCUCCUCCCCGUCCUCGCCGACGCCCUCGAUGCGGUCGGCGCCGCCGUCCCCUACCGCUGCGCCGUCUCUCUCGCCGACUCAGACGAUCGCAUCUCCGCCGAGCUCUACCGGCUCAAGACGCUCCAGACGCGAGUCUUCGUGGCGCACGUCACUCUGCGGCUCGCUCGCCGCCUUUUCCCUCUCGUCCGGCAGGCGGAGAUGAUGGCGAAGGGCUCCGUGUGGAUCGUCACUGAAGGGCUCACCAGCCAGUUCGCCACCAUCGUCGAUUCGCAGCACUUCCUCGCCGAGUUCUUGCAGGGCGUGAUCGGAGUGAAGCCAUACGUGCCAUGGUCGCCCCGCCUCCGGCGAUUUAAUCGGCGGUGGAGGAGGGAGUUCCUGAGGGAGAACCAUGAAUCCGACAUCACAGAGCUCAACAACUUUGGAAUUUGGGCCUACGACGCUGUGUGGGCAGUCGCCGCCGCCGCCAAUCGCCUUGGCCCCGCCGCCGCAAGCCACGAUUUCCGCAGGCCCAACACCACCCCGUCGAGCACGGACUUCUCCAGGAUGGGCGUCUCAAGCACCGGCCCCAAGUUGUUGAACUUCAUCAAGACGGCAGAGUUCGAGGGCCUCGCCGGAAGAUUCCGGCUCCAUGACGGGGAGCUCGCCGUGGCGGCGUACCAGAUCGUGAACGUGGACGGGGGGAGCGUGAGGGAGAUCGGCUUCUGGACGGAGAAGCAUGGGCUGAGCAGCGAUCUGAACUCGACCGCCGGGAAUAAGCUGCGUCCGGUGAUAUGGCCGGGUUACUCGACGUCAGUGCCCCGUGGGUGGGAGACGCCCACGGGCGGGCGGCGACUGCAGGUGGUGGUGCCGGGAUCACCGAACCAGACGCUGCAGUUCCAGUCGUUCGUGAGCAUGAAGUACGACUCGGAGACGAACCAGACGCGGGCGAGCGGGUUCGUGAUCGACGUCUUCGAGGCGGCGGUGCGGCGACUCCCUUACGCGCUUCCCUUCGAUUACAUACCUUACCGUAACGCCAACGGCUCCGGCGGCGGCGACUACAACGCACUCGUCAAACUGGUCGCCGACCAGGUAUAUGACGCAGUGGUGGGUGACGUGUCCAUCACCGCAAACAGGUCGCUGAUCGUCGACUUCACCCUUCCUUUCACGGUCUCCGGCGUGUCCAUGGUCGUCCCUCUCCGGGACGGGCACAGCAGCACCGCGUGGAUCUUCCACAAGCCGCUCACGGCCGACCUAUGGCUGACAAGCGUGGUCUUCUUCAUCUUCACCGGCGCCGUCGUCUGGAUCUUGGAGCACCGGACAAACGAGGAGUUCCAGGGCACCGCCGGCCAACAGAUGGGCAUCACCUUCUACUUCGCCUUCUCCACGCUCGUCUUCGCCCACAGGGAGAACUUGACGAGCAACCUGUCGAGGAUGGUGGUGAUCAUCUGGGUCUUCGUGGUGCUGAUACUGCAGUCCAGUUACACGGCGAGUCUGACGUCCAUGCUCACGGUGCAGAAGCUUAAUCCGACUCUGAGCUCCUUCGAGGAGCUCAACAAGACAGGGCUGAGGAUCGGGUACCUCAACAACUCCUUCACGAAGGGGCUCCUGCUGCAUCUCGGUUUUCAGGAAUCGAGAUUGAGGCCGUUCCGGUCGCCUGAGCAGUACCACCAAGCUCUGGCAGAUGGCAGCGUGGCCGCCAUUGUCGACGAGGUCCCGUACCUGAGAGUGUUCCUGAGGGACUACUGCAACAACUACUCCAUGGCUGAGCAGAUCUACAAGACCAGCGGAUUUGGAUUCGUAAGCCCAUCUGCUAGACGUGGAAGAUCCAAAGUCGGGGAGAAGAUGCUGAUGAGCGUGUUCUGUGGUGCUUUGCAGGUUUUCCGGAAAGGAUCUCCGUUGGUGGCCGACCUGUCGAGGGCGAUACUUAACCUGACCGAGGGCAACGAGAUGACUGAAAUUGAGAGGAAAUGGUUUGGCGAUCAGACGACCUGCCCGAACCAGGGCAGCGUACUCUCGCCGGACACCCGCAGCCUCAACGCGAAAAGCUUCUGGGGCCUCUUCCUCAUCACCGGAGCUGUCUCGUUGCUCUGCUGCCUUUUCUACUCGUUACGCUCAGUUUACCGUGACAGGCUCUCUCUUACCGGCGUCGUGUCAGGGAGGUCCUUCGGGAGGAGGCUUCUCUCCAUUGCUCGGCUCUUCGAUGGUCAGGGCAAUGGUGAUCCUCCGGGUGCACCAAGGAGUGGCAAGCGGAUGGAGAUCGGAGCAGCCACAGCAGGUGCAAGUCCAAGUUCUUUGCAGAGUUCCAGCGACCAGGAAAGCCGAACGAGCACCUCCGAUGAUUCAUUCACAGGAAGCUCUUCGCCGGAACUCGGCAUCAGCCAGAUACAUGAAGCAAUGCCACAUCCUGGUGAGCCUGAAGAAAAUCAUUGAUAACAUAUAUGAAUUCAGGACACCAAAUAAAACUUGACAGGAACACAUUGAUUUUCAGUAGAUGAAGAAGUUGAAGUUAACAAAAGCAGAGUUUUUUAGCUACCCUGAAUACUAAGGAUGAUGCAUUUUUCUGAGAUUUUUAUUUUUAUUUUUUCAGUCAUACUGAUGAAUUUUUUGAGGUCCUUUUUGUAUCAAAAUGUAUUGUUCAGAAUAACAAUUACAAAGAUUUCGCAUUAA
This is a messenger RNA of Zingiber officinale, 3235 nucleotides long. Its product is annotated as glutamate receptor 2.8-like. The transcript is spliced from 4 exons. Gene Ontology annotation, molecular function: glutamate-gated receptor activity. The record is from RefSeq and is a predicted model, not a curated record. The coding region runs from base 50 to 2998 and encodes 982 amino acids. Gene Ontology annotation, cellular component: plasma membrane. Lineage: Eukaryota; Viridiplantae; Streptophyta; Magnoliopsida; Zingiberales; Zingiberaceae.